UUUUCCCGUUGUUACUAUUCCGCUCCGCUCCGGGGCAGCCGGCGCUCGGCGGGUCCCUGAGGCGCCGGCCCCGCCCUCUGCCGCCGCUCCCGUCAGGCUCCGGGCGGGAUGGCGGCCGCGGCGGCGGCGGGAGUUACGGACUGCCCGUCCUUCGAGGAGAAGCUCAUACAGGUUACUUUAUGGCUAAAGAAAAUAUAUGGGAAUAUGCCUGUUCCAACAUAUGAGGUGAAUGAAAGGACAGUGGAUAUUUUGUAUGAAGUUAUGGAAUGCAAUGAAGAGAGAGAGAAGGAUGUUAAGUUGCUGAUAGAGGACAUGAAGGACCGGACAGCCAAGUAUGAAGCAGAAGCUGAGUACUGGCAGGAUAUUCUUGAAGGAAACCUGGGUCUUUCUCAAAAUAGUCUAUCCCAAGAAGCCAUCACAGACCUCAAUGACCUGGUGAAAAGUGCAAUGGAACUGGAGGUGGAGGACACGUCUCUUACCAGCUUCUACUGCGCCAUCAAUUACAUGACCUCAGAACUGUAUAAAACAAAAUCAAAAAACCAAGAAAUGGAACUGAAAUUGAAAACCCUCACGAAAAAACUAACUUCAGCACUGAUGAUGGAAAAGCAGUUAGAGAUGGAUAUUGAAAAAUUAAAGGAAUCUCAGGAAGCAGAAAGGGCCAAAGCUGAGGUUCAAUCCAAGAAUUUGGAGUUCCUGAAAUACAAAACUAAGGAACUAAAAAUAAACAUCAAGGAGGCUGAGGAUAAGCUUCUUGCCAUGGGGCUGGACCAAUCCCUGACGCAUGAGGCACUUGUGAAAUCAUCCGAGGAACUGUCUGCACUGCAGAAAGACAUGGAGCCGUUGAAGAAAGAACUGGAGUCGUACCAUAAUUUACCUCUUAGCAUUCCCCUGGCACAAGUGAUAGUUGAAGAAGCAAGAAGAGAACUUAAAGCCUUGGAUGAAGAGCUCACAAAGGAGGUCGACAGUCUGCCUUUUGAGCUGACAUAGCCCAGCAAACCCCAGUUCACCUGAAGUGGCCUACCUGGAUCAUGAUUUUCCUUCUGUUGCCUACUUGCGCUAGCAGUUCAUUUCAGAAUUCUUACUGUACCUUGUCAGCUUCCUGCUGUGUUCUUCUUUCUGUUGGCCUUCUGUUUGUAAACUUCACCUGUUUUUCAUUAAAUAACCUCCAGACUUGCUGUUACCUUUAUGAGUUAUUUUUCCCUCUGUGACACACACCUGUAAAGCAGCUCUAAGGAUAGUGCAGGCAUAGCUUUGAAACAAAAAAAAAAAAACCCAUAGAGUAAGACCUUUCUAGAUCUGAAAACAGUAUCUUUGCAGAACCACUGUGGGACAUGAUGAUUUUGAAGUCAGAUUGCCCUUAAUAAUUCUGCCUCAAAUGUCAUCUCACAAGGGUUCCCUAAGCCCUAUUAUUUCUAUGCCAUCGCCACCCCUGCCUUCCACACUUUCCAAAGUGUUUUACACACUCCAGCUUUUAGAAGCCUUUUUGUACCAAAGCUGAAGGUCAUAAAAUCUCCUGUGGAUAGGGAAAAAGCAAAAUCUAGAAAUAGUGGUAGCACCUGAGGAUAUUGAGCGUGGGCCUGUUUGUACUGGGAAGCAUCGAGGCAAAAUAGUGGUGCUCUCUGUUUGCAGUUGGAGUUGCAGGGGAUUAUGGCCAUGAGAGCUGUUGCU
Messenger RNA from Cinclus cinclus, 1668 nucleotides. RefSeq names its product HAUS augmin like complex subunit 1 (gene HAUS1). Bases 109 to 987 code for a protein of 292 amino acids. Lineage: Eukaryota; Metazoa; Chordata; Aves; Passeriformes; Cinclidae. The transcript has 9 exons. Gene Ontology annotation, cellular component: HAUS complex; cytosol. The record is from RefSeq and is a predicted model, not a curated record. Gene Ontology annotation, biological process: centrosome cycle; spindle assembly.